AUGACGCCGUCAGUCUAUAAAGAGGGAGCUCAGCGCCUGUUUUCCCUUAUUCUGUUUCUAAAAGCGAGCGGCGUUAUGGCUGAUGAGAAGAAAGCCCAGCAAACCUCCAAGAAGGGGGCGAAGAAAAUCAUUAAGAAGGCGCCAGCAAAGGGCAGCAGGAAGAGGAAGAGGUCAAGGAGAGAAAGUUACUCCAUCUACAUCUACAAAGUGAUGAAGCAGGUUCACCCCGACACCGGCAUCUCCUCCAAGGCCAUGAGCAUCAUGAACUCGUUCGUCAACGAUAUUUUCCAGCGCAUCGCGGGGGAGGCUUCCCGCCUUGCCCAUUACAACAAGCGCAGCACCAUCAGCUCCCGGGAGAUCCAGACCGCCGUGCGGCUGCUGCUGCCCGGGGAGCUGGCCAAGCACGCCGUGUCGGAGGGCACAAAGGCAGUGACCAAGUACACCAGCUCCAAGUGA
Molecule: messenger RNA, 456 nt
Organism: Hemiscyllium ocellatum (epaulette shark)
Lineage: Eukaryota; Metazoa; Chordata; Chondrichthyes; Orectolobiformes; Hemiscylliidae
Product: late histone H2B.L4-like
Exons: 1
Coding region: 1-456 (151 amino acids)
Cellular component (GO): nucleosome
Molecular function (GO): protein heterodimerization activity; structural constituent of chromatin; DNA binding
Source: RefSeq, a predicted model, not a curated record